Messenger RNA from Eutrema salsugineum, 924 nucleotides. RefSeq lists its product as uncharacterized. Bases 163 to 900 code for a protein of 245 amino acids. Lineage: Eukaryota; Viridiplantae; Streptophyta; Magnoliopsida; Brassicales; Brassicaceae. The transcript has a single exon. The record is from RefSeq and is a predicted model, not a curated record.
CCAAAGAAGAAACCUGAAAACGAAAAACCCAUUACGUUUUGUUUUUUUAUCCUCGUGCCCGAUCUUAUCUUUGGUUUGAUCUUGAUCGGAAUUCUUCUCUUAACCUCUUUUCAGAUUCUUGAAUUGGGGUUUUCCCAACAAAAGAUCCAUUUUUUGGUUGCAAUGAAGGGAAUGAAGGAAAGAUUGGCGAAGAAAAUCAAACUCAUCACCAUUGUUACGACCUUGAAGCAAGGCCUAGCUCUUCAUAAGAAUAACAUUGAUCGCACAAUCCAUCAUCUAAGAGACGAAAUAGUCGAUGAAUCUGGUCAAAGCAGAGGUUGUGUUACACCAACGCUACUAGAGCUUGAGGAUGUGGCUGUGGAUGUGUCAGAACAAGAAGAGAAUCUUGAAGAGGAAAGAGGGAUUCUUUUGGAAUUUGAAGAGAAUUGCCCACCUGGAGGAGAAGACUCGGUCGUAUUCUACACGACGGGUUUGCGAGGAGUGAGGAAAACGUUCGAAGCCUGUAGAAGAGUAAGAUUCUUGUUGGAGAAUCACAAGGUGAUGUAUAGAGAGAGAGAUGUUUCGAUGGAUUCAGAGUUUAGAGAAGAGAUGUGGAGGUUGCUUGGGGGUAAAGUUACAUCUCCGAGGCUGUUCAUUAGAGGUAGGUACAUUGGAGGAGCUGAUGAAGUUGUGGCAUUGAACGAGAACGGGAAGCUCAAGAAGCUUCUUGAAGGGAUCUCACUGGUUGAAUCGCCUUGUGAAUGUUGCGAGAACGAAAGGUUUUUGAUAUGUUCUAGUUGUAAUGGAAGCUCAAGAUUGAUUGCAGAUCAUCGUGACGAAGAGUCUAGUAAUGAUAAGAUGUGGACGAGAUGCAGAGAAUGUAAUGAGAAUGGGCUUGUCAAAUGUCCUCUUUGUAGUUGAAGUUAUAGUAACUUUUGGGUUUUA